AUGAAGUUUCACAGAAUGAAGUGGAUUUAUUAUGCUAACGAAAUCGAUCCCAAUCCACCGGAAUAUAUGAAGUUUUACAGAAUGAAGUGGCUUUAUAAUGCUACUCAAAGCCACCAAGAAUGGAGAGCAAGUUGGGGUGAACAGUUGAGGAACGACGACGAUGGAACGCAUCGAGUUUUUUCUGUCCAAAGAGAUUAUGCUGUUGAGCAAUUUUUGAUGGACAAGGAGAACUAUAACAAGACACUUGGAACCGAGAAGGACAAUGUUUUAGAGGAUCAGAGGAAGGAAGAUGUGAAAAAUUUCGAGUUAUACAUUGAGAAAGAGCAGAAGAAGAAGAAGGAGAAAGAAGAGUUAGAGAAAGAAGAAGAGUUGAAGACGGCGUGUGAAAUUGUGCAGCCAGUGAAGCAGGAGGAGGAGAAAAAAGUGGAGAAAAAAGAAGAGAAAAAGGAGGAAAAGAAGAAGAAGAAGAAUCCGUGCUGCUCAAUUUGCUGA
Messenger RNA from Caenorhabditis remanei, 492 nucleotides. RefSeq lists its product as uncharacterized. NCBI's taxonomy places the organism in Eukaryota, Metazoa, Nematoda, Chromadorea, Rhabditida, Rhabditidae. Bases 1 to 492 code for a protein of 163 amino acids. The transcript has 3 exons. The record is from RefSeq and is a predicted model, not a curated record.